Brassica oleracea var. oleracea is the source of this 1284-nucleotide messenger RNA. Its product is annotated as GDSL esterase/lipase At4g30140-like. Gene Ontology annotation, molecular function: hydrolase activity, acting on ester bonds. NCBI's taxonomy places the organism in Eukaryota, Viridiplantae, Streptophyta, Magnoliopsida, Brassicales, Brassicaceae. The transcript has 5 exons. Bases 131 to 1183 code for a protein of 350 amino acids. The record is from RefSeq and is a predicted model, not a curated record.
UCUCCUAUCUGUCGAAGCACUUGCAUCUAUCUACUCAUCAGUAUUUGCAAAUCUCGUCCAUAUAUAUAAGCCAAACUUUUCUCUCUUUAACAUUUCUCCUCGUUUUUUCGUAAAACUCGAUCUUUGAAAAAUGGUCGAGGGAGUGUCCAAGAUAAUGUGGAUUGUUGUGGCCACCGUGUUUGCAGGAACAGCGGCGGUCACACUAGUGGCGCAUGGUCAAGAAACGCCGUGUUACUUCGUGUUCGGAGACUCUGUCUUCGACAACGGUAACAACAAUGCGUUAAAUACCAUUGCAAAGGUCAACUAUUUACCUUAUGGUAUAGAUUAUCCCGAAGGUCCAACCGGUCGGUUUAGCAACGGACGUAUCAUUCCAGACGUUAUCGCUGAACUAGCGGGUUUCAAUGAUACCAUUCCACCAUUCGCCGGGGCACCACCAGCACAAGCUAACAUCGGACUCAACUAUGCUUCCGGUGGCGGCGGAAUCCGGGAAGAAACCAGCCAAAAUUUGGGUGAAAGAAUCAAUUUGAGAAAGCAAAUAAACAACCACCAGUCGGCGAUUAUAAACGCGGUGGUGCCACCGAGUCAGCUACGGAGAUGUCUAUAUACAAUCAGCAUCGGAAGUAAUGAUUACCUCAACAACUACUUCUUGCAACCUCCUACCCCAGCUCGUCGUCAGUAUACUCCUGAAGAGUUUGCUGAAUCUCUCAUACGCCUCUACACUAUUUAUUUGAAACAAUUGUACCUACUAGGAGCGAGGAAGGUGGCUUUGUUCGGAAUCGGUAAGAUUGGGUGUAUACCACGUAUUGUUGCUACCCUUGGUGGUGGCGUUGGCUGUGCAGAAGAAGUGAACCAAGCGGUGGAUCUCUUCAACAAUAAACUCAAAGCCCUAGUCACAGACAUCAACAAGAAACUCUCUAGUGCUAAGUUCACUUACGUUGACCUCUUCUCUGGAAAUGCUGAAGACUUCGCCGCUCUUGGGAUCACUGUUGGUGAUAGGAGUUGCUGUACGAUUAACCCGGGUGAAGAGCUUUGUGCACAGAACGGACCGGUUUGUCCUGACCGAACCAAAUACAUAUUUUGGGAUAACGUGCAUACCACGGAAAUUAUUAAUACAGUGAUAGCUAUUGCAGCGUUUAACGGAGACAUAACUUCUCCCUUCAGCAUAUCUCAGCUUGUGAAUUAGCUUAUAAUAUGGACAUGACUUUACUAGUUUAAGCUGUAAACUGGUUUGGUCAUGGAAACCAUAUAAUAUACAUAUACUAUCAACUGAAUAAUGAAUAAAAG